Molecule: messenger RNA, 1185 nt
Organism: Agelaius phoeniceus (red-winged blackbird)
Lineage: Eukaryota; Metazoa; Chordata; Aves; Passeriformes; Icteridae
Source: RefSeq, a predicted model, not a curated record
AUGCUCCCUGACCGUGACAUCCCAGCCCGCAACCCCCGCGGACCCUGCUGCUCUCAUGCCCGAGAGCCGCCACACCACCACGGUCUGGGGAGCCGCGGGCUCCGCCGCCCACCACCCAGGGGCACCGCAGCUCACCCUCACCGCCCGGCUUCGGCCCGGGGGACGCCCCUCGGCCCCGAUCCGCACUCCGGGCGGCGGCUGGGGUCACCCCCGCGGCGGCGGCCGCCUCCGGGGCAUCCUCCGCGCUGCGGCAUCGCGGGCACGUUGCCGUGGCGACCGCGCCGCGCAUCCCCCCGGCCCGUCCCGGCGGUGGGGGGCAUCUCAUCAAUAUUCCCGCCACCUUCUUUAUUUCUUUCCUUAAGUUUUCCGCGCUCCCGGACCACGCCUGAGCCCAAGUCGCUUACAAGUGCCGGCAAAACCGAGCAGAGGAUGAGAGAGGCGCCCUCGGGGCCGGCCCGGCCGCUCCCACCCGCUGGUGCCCGCUCGGCGGGGCGGCCGCAGCCCCACUGCCGCGGAGCGGGGCUCGGCUCGGCUCCCCGGGCACGGCUCGCACCCGCGGCCGGCAGGGCGAGGCACGCCCGCCUCGCCCCGGCACCUGCCCGCGCACCCAGCCCGCAGCUCCCGGGCUCAGAACGCCGUGGCCGGGGCGUGUGCGGGCCGUGUCGGUGCCCUGCCGGCCCGCUCCGCUCCCCCCGCCCCUUACCUCCGCGGCGGCGCCGGGGGAGCCGCGGGCACGCCGCCGCCGCGGGCAGGGAUGACCUUGCGGAGAAAUCCAUCAUCCGGGCAGGAAAACAAGCCGCUCCUCGGGGCGUGCGGCGGCGGGAGGAGCGCGGCAGGCAGGGAGGGCAGAGGGCUCCGCUUGGGCGGCCCUUCCCGCCGCGGGGGCAGGACGGAGGCGAUCCGUGCCGCCACCGACGAGGGGCACGGGCGGCAGCACGGCCGGCCCAGGCUCCGCCGCCGCCCGCGGAGCUGCGCCUCCGACCGCUGCCGGCUGCGGCUCCCGGCCGGCUCGGGAGGCGGGAGCGGCGGGGCUGCGGCGCCGGGCCGGGCUCCCCCGCGGCCGCAGCGGAGCGGGCAGCGCCCGCAGCAGCAGCCCCGGAGCGCUGGCCCCGCAGCCCGCCCCGAGCCCGCCCGAAGCGCAGGGCGCGGACACGUACCUGCUUCCAGGGAGACAUUCCCCGCUGA